AUGUCUCAGCCGUUCGCGCCCAUGCCGCCGCCGUUCUUCGCCAGCUCUGAUGACGAAGAGAACGAGGCCGAGAACCCGGUCGAGCCUGUGAAGCGUCGCUCGGUGUCGCGUGCUUCGGCUGUACCCCUGGCCUCACGCGACAACCAGCCUCUGUUCUUGCCAGAUUCCGAUAAUGAGGACGAGGAUAUCAAGCCUCCAUCAUCCCCGGGCGCGGUCGUAGACUUUGAAGAAGACGACGAAAUAAUGGUCGUGGACGCACCUCCAGCACCAGCACCAGCGCCUACACGUCCCAUACGUGCUCCCACGACUGCCCAGAAGUCCUCGACGCGUUCGUCCAGCCCACCACCAGCGAAGAAACGGAAACUCUCGCCGAAAUCAGCUUCACCAGACGUAGAAGUCACAUCGGCAUUUGCCGGCGAGAAGCCGUACAGCGCGUCUUACAUCGGCUCGUUCCUCGUCGGAAACGCCUGGAGCACUGUCAAGGGCAAAGGCUACAUCAAGCAGGGCGACCCCAUCACUCUCGCUCUGGAUGAACCCGAACCUCCACGACCCGCUCAGUCAUCUGGCAAGGGCAAGAAGGGCGCCGGCGGUAAACAGAUGACGCUGGGCGCUGCGUUCAGGGCGAAGCCUACGCCGCCCAAAGCGGCGGGAAAGAACAAGCAGACUGUGGUUCGACUACGCAACCAGAAGGGCUUCGAAUUUGGCCGCCUUCCAAACCAAGUCGCAGCCUGGGUUUCGCAUCUACUCGAACUCGGCAUCGUCGACUUCCGGGGCAGCACGAUGAUCCAAUGUCCAGAAACACUCCACUCCGGCGCGGACCUCGUAAUCUCUCUUUCGGUCUUCCUCCUCCCCGCCGCCUUCAAACCUCCCGCGCCCUCAGCCAACGACAACAACGCGCCACGAAACGUGUUCGACGAGUCUUCCGAGACGAGUGUCGAGCAGACGCUGAGAGAGCGUAAAGUGGGCUUGUUGAAGCUGUUCGAUCAGAUCGGGUUGAAGCCUGUCAGCGGACAUGAUGCGGCGAAAUUGAAGAAACAAGCGGAGGGUGACUUGGACGGGGAGGAUCUCAUUGCGCUUACUCAGGCGCCGUCGGGGAAGGGUAGCGAAGAAGAAGAAGAGGGUGAAGAUCUGGGCGAGGACGAGUUGAACUUGAUCUACAAACGAGCGCAGGCAAACGACCAGACGAUGGCGGAGAUGGAACCGCCCGACACGUUCAAGCUUAAACUACGCAGCUACCAGAAGCAAGCUUUAUGUUGGAUGCACUCGCUAGAGAUGGGCAUCCAGUCCGUCCGCGAAGCGACCUCCAUGCACCCACUCUGGAACGAGUAUCGUUUCCCGACAGAGCCCGUCGACGGCGUCAUCGACCUCACAGCCGAAGCGGAACAACGCCCAUUCUACUUCAACCCUUACUCCGGCGAACUCAGCCUCACCUUCCCGAAAGCCGAGCGCAAAUGCCGAGGCGGCAUCCUCGCCGAUGAGAUGGGUAUGGGCAAGACCAUCAUGCUUUCUUCCCUCAUCCACACUCUACGCGGACCCGACACCGUUCCUCAACCGCCCCCGCCAAAAGCCGGAGCAUCAGGCCUUCAGCCGUCCAAACAGCGUCAACAGCGCCUCGACUUCUCCGCAGCCGCAAACUCUACAUCAACUAAGAACGCCCUCGGACCCGUGGCGACGCUCAUCGUCGCGCCCACGUCGCUCCUCGCUCAAUGGGCCGAGGAGCUCGAGCGGUGUUCGGAGCCUGGAAGUGUCGCUGUGACUGUCUGGCACGGGAGCAGCAGACUGGACAUCGAUGCGCUCGUCGCUGGUGCGGGAAAAGGAGAUGGGUCGGAGUGUGUGCCGGUUGUUGUUACGAGCUAUGGAGUAUUGGCGAGUGAACAUGCGAAGGUCGGCAAGACGGGCAUCAAGGCGUCGCCGUUGUACAGAACGGAAUGGCUCCGGGUAGUCCUGGACGAAGCCCACCACACCAAAUCCCGCACCUCAAAAGCAUCCAAAGCAGUCUGCGCCCUCCGUGCGCGCCGGCGCUGGGCAGUUACCGGAACGCCUAUCGUCAACCGACUCGAGGACCUCUACUCGCUGCUCAAGUUCUUGGACUACGCGCCAUGGAGCGGAUACGCCUUCUUCAGGAGCUUCAUCACGCUACCUUUCCUGGCGCAUGAUCAGAAGGCGAUUGAGGUCGUCCAGGUCAUACUUGAGAGCGUGCUGCUCAGGAGGGAGAAGACGAUGAGAGACGCGGAUGGGAAGCGGAUUGUCGAGUUGCCCGCGAAGGAGACGGUCGUCGACGCCCUCACAUUCUCACACGCCGAACGCCGCAUCUACGACUCAAUCUUCAAACAAGCCAAGAGCGACUUCGACAAGCUCGACGCGGGCGGACUCGUCGGGAAGAACUACACGCACAUCCUCGCGAUGCUCAUGCGGCUACGUCGGGCGGUGCUGCAUCCCAGCCUCGUCUUGACCGCCGACAGCAAGGAUGGAGACGGAAAGAAUACCCAGGGCAAGGGGAAGAGCAAGGACGACGGUCGUGUCGAUGUGGACGAGAUGAUCCGCGCUUUCACACGCGGUGAGACCGCGAACGCCUAUGCUGAGGGUGUUCUGUCGGGGCUCAGCACGCCUACACAGUCCGCGGAGGGCAGCGGAGAAGAAGACGUAGAAGAAUGCGCGAUCUGUCUCGACGGGAUGGAACGCCCCAUGAUGUUCCCCGCAUGCGCACAUAGAUGCUGCCGCGAUUGCGCCGUCGGAUAUCUCGCUGCAUGCGCGGAGAGAGGCGAGGACGGGCGGUGUCCGACGUGUAAUGCUGGGCCUGUUACGGAGCAGGAACUGUUGGAGGUCGUGAAGAGCAGCCAGGGUGCGGAUGGAGAGGAGAGGAAGCUUACGCUGCGGAAGAACGACUUCGUGAGCUCGACCAAGUUGGACGCGCUCAUCGCGAACCUCCGCCGACUGCAAGACCAAGACCCCUGCUUCCGCGCUGUCGUCUUCUCACAAUUCACCUCCUUCCUCGAUCUCAUCGAAGCGGCCCUCGAUCGCGAAGGACUUGCAACUUACCGCUUUGACGGCUCGAUGGACGUCAAGAAGCGCGCAGCUGCUGUAUCAGAGUUCAAAGCGGCGAGUCGCGCGCCGAAGAUCAUGGUCAUCUCGCUCAAGGCUGGUGGUGUCGGACUGAACUUGACGUGCGCGAACCAUGUGUUCAUGAUGGACUGCUGGUGGAACUCCGCGACGGAGAACCAAGCCAUCGACCGUGUUCAUCGUAUUGGACAAGAGAAGACGGUCUAUGUCCGGCACUUCAUCAUCGAGGACACGAUCGAGGGACGCAUCUUGCAGAUCCAGAAGCGCAAAACUGCGCUCGUAAAGGAGGCUUUCCGCGGCAAAUCGGGUGGAAGCGGCGCGGACCCGGAGAGUGUUGAGAACCUCAAGAUCAUGUUUGGGAAGGAGGGCGCCGAUGAUGACGACGAGGCGAUGGAAGAGUGA
This is a messenger RNA of Peniophora sp. CBMAI 1063, 3462 nucleotides long. Lineage: Eukaryota; Fungi; Basidiomycota; Agaricomycetes; Russulales; Peniophoraceae. The record is from the annotation of a GenBank genome assembly.